Sphenostylis stenocarpa is the source of this 1773-nucleotide messenger RNA. NCBI's taxonomy places the organism in Eukaryota, Viridiplantae, Streptophyta, Magnoliopsida, Fabales, Fabaceae. The record is from the annotation of a GenBank genome assembly.
AUGCUAGGUUCUAUUCAAAGAGGAAGAGAAGCAGUGUGCCUGAGAAGAGGGCUAGAGCAGUGCGAUGUUAGGUUCUAUCCAAAGAGGAAGAGAAGCAGUGUGCCUGAGAAGAGGGCCAGAGCAGUGCACUUCUUUGCUAUGGAAGACACGGAUUCAGUUGCUACGCUGAUAGAUUCUACAACUUCCAAGAUACAACAGCUGCAAAAGGCGUUUGCUGAACUUGAAAAUUACCGUGCUGUUACUCUGAACUGGAAAUGGAAAGAACUAGAGGAACAUUUUCAUGGUCUUGAAAAAUCCUUGAAAAGGCGCUUUCAUGAAUUGGAAGACCAGGAAAAAGAGUUUGAGAACAAAACGAGGAAGGCUCGUGAAAUACUGGAAAAGCGGCAAGCAGCUGUUUAUGCCAAGGAGCAAGCCACGUUGCAGAGGCUUCAGGAGAAACGAGAUGCUGCUGUAUUUGAUAUUGUGACUGCUCGAGAAAAGCACAGGAAGGUUUCGUCAAAUGAAUUAGCUAUUGUCUCUAAUAGGGGUAAUGGGACGCUGUGUGUGGAGGAGAAACCUGUAGAUGCUGUGUCGUUUGUGGCUAAAGGUAAUUUGGGAGAUGUGGAACUUUCUCCUGAAAAUGGAAAGGUGGAGUUGUCUUAUCCAGAAUUGCUAAAAUUAUGUAAAGAGAUGGAUGCUGCUGGACUUCACAAAUUCAUAUCUGAUAAUCGCAAGAACCUUGCUGCUGUAAGGGAGGAAAUACCACAUGCAUUAAGAGCUUCUCCUAACGCUGCCUGUUUAGUUUUAGAUUCUCUGGAAGGAUUUUACUGUACAGAAGUGUCAAAUCAGGAUGUAAAGAAGGAUGCUAACUUAUUGGGUCUUCGCCGAACAUGUAUCAUGCUGAUGGAAUGUCUAUGUGAUUUCCUGAGCAACUCAAAUAGUGUUUCUAAUGUAAUUUCAGAAGAUAUCAAGGACAGGGCAAAGGCAGUUGCUGAAGAAUGGAAACCCAGAUUGGAUGCUCUUGACAUGGAUGCUAGCAAUGGGAAUUCCUUGGAGGCUCAUGCAUUUUUGCAACUUCUAGCCAGUUUUGGUAUUGCAUCUGGUUUUAAUGAGGAGGAGUUAUCCAGGCUAAUUCCAAUGGUAUCCCGACGUCGGCAAACUGCUGAUUUGUGCCGUUGUCUUGAGUUGUCAGAGAAGAUGCCUGGUGUCAUCGAAGUUUUGGUGAAUAAUGGGCGGCAAAUUGAUGCUGUUAACUUGGCAUUUGCAUUUGAGCUUACGGAACAAUUUUCACCCAUUCCUUUACUGAAGUCUUACUUGAAGGAUGCUAGGAAAACUUCUUCUCCCGUCAAAAGUGUUAACUCAUCUCCCACAUCACAGAUUGAUGUUAAUGAGCGAGAGCUGAUUGCACUUAAGGCUGUAAUUAAGUGCAUUGAAGAUCAUAAACUUGAUGACCAGUAUCCUCUGGAUCCUCUCCAGAAACGAGUGACCCAACUCGAGAAGGCGAAGGCUGACAAGAAAAGGGUAACUGAAGCAACAAAGCCUCAACCCAAGAGACCUCGUGCCAACGGUGCGGGAUAUGGUCCACGUGUCACUAACUUUCCAUCUGACAAAACUUCGUAUGCUAGAGUUGCUGACAGGUAUCCUCAAUAUGUGUAUGACCGAUCUUACAUGUACCCUGGACCAACUGACAAUCACUGCCCCCCUCUCAUGGGUUCUGCAACUUACAACAUCUCUCCCAGUCCUGUCAACUACUUUGGGAAUGGUUAUCAGUACCAAGCUACAUAUCUCCACUAG